AAUAAUUGGUGGCAAUCAUAUUUAACAUAGUUAAUUGUAACAUUUCAUUAAUAUACUGUAAAUUGAAUCGUGAUCGUUUAUCAUAUGUUGACUGAUAAGGUGUUUAUAAUGGAUCGCAAAAUCAACAAAACUUGCUGUGUUUGCGGUGACAGAGCUAUCGGUACAAACUUUGGUGCGGUCACCUGUGAGUCAUGUAAGGCAUUCUUCAGGCGAACUGCCGUCAAAAAUAAGGAGUUCAAGUGUCCGUUUGAUAACAAUUGCAAAAUAAAUUCCGUGACCCGAAAGUUCUGCCAGAAAUGUCGGCUCAAGAAAUGCUACUCUCAGGGCAUGAAAAAGGAAUCCAUACUAAACGAAAAGGAGAAACAAUUAAUUCGGCUAAAAAUCGAGGAAAACCGCCGAAAACGCAAACUCAGCGAACAGACCGUGAAGUCGGCGAUGGAGGCCCGAAACGGCCACAACUCGUCGCCUGAUUCGGGCAUAUUCUCGACCUCAGACAGCGGCGGCCAAUCGCCGCCCACCACAGCCCUAAUGGUCACCGGCACUGAUCGGUUCCGGCGAAGCGAUUCCUACGGCUUCUCCUACGACAGCGGUGGCGAUGAUAACGACAUCAAACCAGUUGUCGUUAAACGCGAGUACAGUAUGACUGCCAUCGAUGAUGAUGUAUACCAGACGGCAGUCGAGAUGGAGUUCGCUGUACUGCCCAUCGCCCGUCCCGUAACCGACUAUCGUAACAAUUUCAGCGAACUCGAGGGUUUCAAACUGACUGAACUCAUGAACGCCAUUAAUUUCAUGAGCGAACCCCCGGCUAAACGUGUGACGGGUGUUGUGGCCAACGUUGACCAGACGUACGGCGAGAUUACCGCCCGUUUUGAGCGUAAUGUCAAAAAGACUGUCGAGUUUACCAAAGCGUUGACCGGGUUUAGGGACGUG
This is a messenger RNA of Medioppia subpectinata, 930 nucleotides long. The record is from the annotation of a GenBank genome assembly. Lineage: Eukaryota; Metazoa; Arthropoda; Arachnida; Sarcoptiformes; Oppiidae.